Messenger RNA from Agrilus planipennis (emerald ash borer), 883 nucleotides. Its product is annotated as calcineurin-binding protein cabin-1-like. Gene Ontology annotation, biological process: chromatin organization. Gene Ontology annotation, cellular component: nucleus. Gene Ontology annotation, molecular function: nucleosome binding. Bases 97 to 882 code for a protein of 261 amino acids. The record is from RefSeq and is a predicted model, not a curated record. The transcript has 4 exons. NCBI's taxonomy places the organism in Eukaryota, Metazoa, Arthropoda, Insecta, Coleoptera, Buprestidae.
AGGUGUAAUUAAUUAUUUAUAGAGCAAAAUAAUAGCGAAGACGAAAUAUUAUUAUCUCCUCCUCAACAAUUAAGAAUUAAAAACGUACAAGAAUUGAUGGACGAAGUGAUGCUGAAAACUAUGAAGGAAGAAGAAGCAAUCGAAGAUAUCGAUUCUGACCCAGCCAAUGCCGAAGCAGAAUUCAAUAAAUUCUUCGAAAGCACAAAAGAAAAAUUGCAAACGGAAAUAAGCAAAUGUAUAAAAGAGGAACAAGAAACCAUCGAAAAGAACGAGACAGCAAAAUAUGUAGAAGAUAAAAAAGUAAUUGAAAUUAAAACGAAGAAAGAAGACGAAGAAAAGGGCAUUCGGAAAUCUCUUGAUGAUACUACAACAACAUGCAGUUCAUCGAGUGAUUCUUCCAGUUCUGACUCUGACAGUGACGAUUCUAGCAGCACAACAUCUACAGCCACUUCUUCAGAUGCUCCCACAGGCUUUCUAAGUAACUCAGAAAUAGAUAAUCUCAUUAAUCAGUGCGUAGAAGGUUUGGAGCAGUACAUUAUCAGACUCCCUCAAAAUUACAAAGCACUUUACCGGUUAACCCACCUUUUCUUCCAUUACAAAUCGAGGAAGGACUUAUCAAAGUGCAGACAGCUCCUUCUGGGGCAGUACAGAUGUCGGAAUAAUAUGUUGGUAACGGGAUUAUUUUCUGAUAGGAAAACGAACAACUUUUUUAAUGGAGUCUGGAGAAUUCCUUCAGGUGAAAUAGACCGCCCAGGUUCCCUAGCAGCUCAUAUGGUGAGAUGUGUAACAAUACUUUUACAAGUACUUCGAAACACCAACGAUCACAAAAUUCUAUUAGAUGUAUGUCUACAGUUGAGGAGGAUACCUGACCAGGACAAGUAAG